UGGUCUAAGUCCAGCUAAAGGAAAAAAACGGGCUCGCCUCUGUCAUUCUUUCAAUGCAUCACCAAUCUGCUAUCGAUAUCACCACCUUUAAGUCAACUCAACGACUUCACAACCUGACGAGAAAGAAACCCGACGCAUCUCUAAGCGACUUUACCAAAAGCCGUGUCCCACAGGCCAGACCUCAUCGCUUCUCGCUCGAGUCCGGAUGCGCGUGUGCGCAUAAUAAACUACCGAUCUUUCGGCUUUUGAGCCACCUUUUCUCUUCACGACGACCCGAUCACUACCGUCAAGCUGGCAAUUCUAAUGCAACCGCGGGCGACCGCUCAAAUAGCGAGGACAUCGACCCGAUGGCUCCGAAAUAGGCUCAAUUUCGGCUAUACACGACUCUUUGCUUCGGCAGUGCCACCGACAGAACAAAAGAAACCAGAGGCCGUGCCCCCAGAACUGGGCAGUGCGCCAUCACGGCCAUGGCAAAGCUCUGGUACCCAAGCCGGAUCGGUGACACCUACGUCAACAAGCCCUUCGUCGAAAUUCUACGUCCCCUCGGUUGUCAUUCCAGCUGAAGCAGCGAAAUCUGGACCCGUACAUAAAAUUCAUAUCCUGGGCGAAGAUGUGAGGUCAAGAUUCAUCGCCCACGCUCUAUGCAGUGUUUACGAUUCGGUUGAGACGGUACCAUUUCGCGAAAUGCCCAAGUCAAGAUAUCGAAAUGUCGAAAAGGUUCAACGUGACAGAACGAGGAAGAAUGCGUUUGCCGAGAAGAAUGCAGCCAUGCCCGAGGACAAGAACGAGCCAAUCCACGAAGUUGUACCUGAACCUGACCGCUCGCAUAUCGAUGAGUUGAUUGUUACCGGCCGUGGUUUUGAAGCUGUCAAGGCGAUCGUCUCAGUCAAAGACCGGAUCGACGAUAAAACAUCGAUUUGUCUUCUUAAUGAUGGCAUGGGAGUUCUCGAGCGAGUCCGCGAGGAAAUUUUUGACGGAACCCAGCCUGAGCCUAACUUUUACUUGGGCCAUAUGUCGCACGCGCUCGUUUUCAACCGGAACAGGGAUUCCGUUAAGCAGUUGAAGACUGGGCGAACAAUUUUCACCAAGGCCGAUCCGAUACUGAAUGCGCAGAAAGAGCUCUAUACCCCCGCCGAGCAGCAGCCCAGUUUGAUGCAUUCUUUGAAAAGGGUCAAAGAGCUUAACACAACUUUCAGCACUUAUGAGCACUGGCUAAGGUUCAAACUGCCUUCCAUGAUGUUCACAGCUGCUGUUGAGCCCGUCUGCGUGCUCCUUGACCUCCCAUACCAAGGUCUGAUGGACAAUCGAUCUGCUCAGAAGAUGAUGAAUCAGCUUCUGGCGGAAAUGGCUCUGGUGACGGAGAACAUGCCCGAGGUCAAAGACUCGCCAGACCUCAUAAAGUUUCUCCGUGGAGAAGGUCUGAAGAAGUUCUGCUACCGCCGCAUUACUGGCAAGAGCAAGGCUCCUAGUGAUCUGCUGCAGCGCAUCAACAAGGGUCUACAAACAGACAUGAACUAUCAGAAUGGAUACUUCUUGAAGCGAGCCAAGAUUCUCGGCAUAGACACACCAACGAAUCAACUGAUGGUGCAAAUGAUCAAAGCCCGUCGCGCUGAACAAUUGGCAAAGUUACAGUCCAUCAUACCAGUCCAGGAGGCAUCGCCAAACGAUGUUAGGAAGAAGACUCAGCAGCGCAUGUUAAGAAAUGGCUUUUUGUAGAAUAGGGCAUUGACGAAUUGCAUCCUUGGCGCUUGGAGCAUUCUAUAUAUAAUUGGAUAUUCUUAAAAUAGCACUUUAACUAUUCAAACUGAAGAUGGUCAACAGUUUCUUCUUUAUUAACAGAAUAUGGACACCAAAUCAAG
Molecule: messenger RNA, 1859 nt
Organism: Fusarium redolens
Lineage: Eukaryota; Fungi; Ascomycota; Sordariomycetes; Hypocreales; Nectriaceae
Product: ketopantoate reductase PanE/ApbA C terminal-domain-containing protein
Exons: 1
Coding region: 304-1716 (470 amino acids)
Cellular component (GO): mitochondrion; cytoplasm
Molecular function (GO): 2-dehydropantoate 2-reductase activity; NADP binding
Source: RefSeq, a predicted model, not a curated record